GCAAACCGACCUCCCGCUGAAAUCCGGGGACGCAAAAUAAUCUCUUCCCCAUCAGUUGCUUUCAGUCAUCCCGCGUCUUCUCUUCCUAACAAACAACAGGGAAGAAAGAAGAAUCUUUGAAAUCUCCUUCAAAAGCAAGAAGAAAAGCUGCUGCUGAUGGGCGAUGACAAAUCGGCGAUUCCGAUGGCGAGCAGAGAUCGAGAGCUCCUCAUCCAAGUCAUGGAGUCCGGUGAAGUCGAUGCCGAAUCCAAAGCCUCUUCCUCGUCCACCCCUUCCUCGCACCAUCACUCUGGUAGAGAGGCAUUUUUUAAAGUUGUUCGAAGCUGGGCUUCAAAAAAUUUCAUGACAGGAUGUGUUAUACUGUUCCCAAUAGCAUUCACUUUCUACAUCACCUUUUGGUUUAUACAAUUCGUGGAUGGGUUUUUCUCUCCGAUCUACGCUCAGCUUGGAAUCAACAUCUUUGGACUUGGUUUCCUAACCUCCAUAACGUUCAUCUUCUUGGUCGGGGUGUUCAUGUCAUCAUGGUUGGGGGCAUCAGUUCUUGGCCUAGGCGAAUGGUUUAUCAAGCGUAUGCCAUUUGUUCGUCAUAUUUAUAAUGCUUCCAAGCAAAUCAGUGCAGCCAUUUCUCCUGAUCAGAACACUCAAGCCUUCAAGGAAGUUGCUAUCAUUAGACAUCCACGUAUUGGUGAAUAUGCAUUUGGAUUUAUCACUUCAGCUGUCGUUCUUCAGAGUGAUUCUGGGGAAGAGGAGCUCUGCUGUGUUUAUGUACCCACCAACCACCUUUACAUCGGUGAUAUAUUUCUAAUCAACUCCAGAGAUGUAAUUAGACCAAACUUAUCUGUUCGUGAAGGAAUCGAGAUUGUUGUUUCUGGGGGCAUGUCGAUGCCUCAGAUCCUGUCAACGUUGGACUCACAGACAAUACAGGUGGAUAGAACUAGAGCUAGCAGAAGCUGAAUCUUGAGAGAGAUGGAGGGUCGUGCCUUGUAUUUCUAUUCCCCCCUUUGGUUUGAGCUAUCGGAAGCAUCUGCACGGUUUGAUUUUGUCAGUUUUUCGGGUUCCCAUAUUUGGCUGGAUUCUGAUAGCAUGUAACAUUCUGUUUUCUGGUUUUCACCCUGGUGCUGGAAAGUUGUAGGCAGAAGAGGCUAAGAAUUGUAGGUUGGUGUGGUGUGGGCCUUUUUGAGUAAAUUUUCUAGUAGAAAACUCUUUUCAG
Molecule: messenger RNA, 1210 nt
Organism: Magnolia sinica
Lineage: Eukaryota; Viridiplantae; Streptophyta; Magnoliopsida; Magnoliales; Magnoliaceae
Product: protein CONTINUOUS VASCULAR RING 1-like
Exons: 7
Coding region: 157-954 (265 amino acids)
Cellular component (GO): Golgi apparatus
Source: RefSeq, a predicted model, not a curated record